Messenger RNA from Caenorhabditis angaria, 499 nucleotides. Lineage: Eukaryota; Metazoa; Nematoda; Chromadorea; Rhabditida; Rhabditidae. The record is from the annotation of a GenBank genome assembly.
AUGACAUCGACUCACGUUUGCUGGACUGAAGUUUUAUCUGUUGUCAUUUGGAUCAUUAAUGCGAUUUUGGUUCUUCUUUUGUUCAGUCUUCCAGCUUUUAUGAUCCACGAAGAUGUAUCUUAUAUUUUUUGAGUUUAAAAAAUUCAUUUUUUUUUCUUCCAGGGUGAGAGACUUAUGGCGGCCUCUUUCAGAAUGUAUCAUGAAACCUUCCACGAGGAGAGAGAUCUUACAGUUUUGAGUCAAAUGACUUUCUUUACUUUCCAAAUUCAUGCAACUAAAUUGACACUUUCGGCAUCAAAUUAUUUCGAUAUGAAUCGAAGCAUCAUUUUGAGUGUAAGUGUUCCAUAUAUAAUCGAGAAAAUAAGAGCGAACUAUUGAAUUUCAGCUUUUCUCUGCGAUAUUAACAUAUUUCUUGAUUCUUUGGGAAUUCGAUAUCAAGAAUAAAGGACGUGCUGAUGGUGGAUCUCUUUUGGUCAACAAUGAAACCACAUUCUUCUGA